CCUUACUCUUCCUACUUCAUCUUCAUCUUCAUUUGAAUAACUCUCUUUCAUGCAUGUGUUCUUCUCCAUUUAACAAAAGGAUUCAAACCAUGCGAUUGAGUUGCAAUGGUUGUCGUGUCCUCCGCAAAGGGUGCAGCCCCGAUUGCCCCAUUCGGCCCUGCCUCAACUGGAUUGAUUCCCCUGCUUCCCAGGCCAACGCCACCUUCUUCCUUGCCAAGUUCUAUGGCCGUGCCGGCCUCCUCAACCUUCUCACUGCGGCGCCCCAACAACUCCAACCAUCUGUUUUCAAAUCUUUGCUCUACGAAGCUUGUGGUCGGAUCGUGAACCCAAUUUUUGGCUCAACCGGAUUGCUCUCGACUGGGAGUUGGCACUUGUGCGAAGCUGCCGUCAAUGCUGUUCUCAUCGGUACACCAAUUCAACAGGCUCUUUCCGACUCCUCAUGUGACAACUCUACUAACCUGCAGCUCCAAGCAUGCGAUAUACGCCACAUAGCAAAGAGUGGGCGAUCAUGCGACCUUGACCAGCUUCAAGGAGUGAAGACUCGCACCAGUCAGUUCAAGCGCCGAGCCAAGAAACCAAAUUCGGGAUUGGAGAAGGGUGUGGUUGAGUUGGUGGCGGGUUGUUCUGGAAAAAAUUUAGAAGGCUCAGUGAGUCGUGACUCGGAGUCUGGGGUGAGUGAGCAUAGAAGCAUUGGUGGGGAAGCUGAUAGCAGAUCAUUUGAGUGUGUGGAGCCAGCUCGAGUUGAUGAUCAACAACUAGAGCUGGAGUUGACUUUAGGGUGGGGUUCAACGAAAAUAAGUAGAGAUGCUAGUUUAGUUUAGGUGGUGAAAUGUGAUUUUUUUUUUGUUUCACGCCUGUUACUUAUUAUAGAGUUUUGAAAUUUUCAUCAGGUGUAAAUUAUAAAUAUGAUUUAUAACACAAUUUAUAUCAUAUUUGAUCAAGAGCUUUGAUUGUUAAUGAGUAAUGAAAUGACCGAGACAUCAUCAAGUUGAAGAUCAUG
Molecule: messenger RNA, 1000 nt
Organism: Lotus japonicus
Lineage: Eukaryota; Viridiplantae; Streptophyta; Magnoliopsida; Fabales; Fabaceae
Product: LOB domain-containing protein 40-like
Exons: 2
Coding region: 54-821 (255 amino acids)
Biological process (GO): regulation of gene expression
Source: RefSeq, a predicted model, not a curated record